Molecule: messenger RNA, 1686 nt
Organism: Miniopterus natalensis
Lineage: Eukaryota; Metazoa; Chordata; Mammalia; Chiroptera; Miniopteridae
Gene: CCDC185
Product: coiled-coil domain containing 185
Source: RefSeq, a predicted model, not a curated record
CGCUGCUCGCCCACCCCCAGGCCUCGCCGCCACCGGUCCCCCGACUCCCCGCGGGAAAGUCGCAGCCUGAGCGACGUGGCCCAGAGGCCCCCCGACGGCGCCAGGAAGCACAGGACCCGCAGCUGGCGCCCCAAAGAUGCCUGGACGGAGCCAAGGUCCCAGCCCCAACCGCUGCGGGGCAGCCUGCACCGCCCGGCCUGGCGGCUGCAGUCCCAGCUGCCAGCCAGACAGCCCGCGCCCUGCCCGCACUACCCUCCAGCCCGGGGAGCCUCGCCCCCGCCGUACCCCGAGGGCGCGUACACGUCCCUAAGUGGGACUUUCGGGGCAGAAGAGGGGCAGAGCGGAGACCUGUGGGCAGUGCCGGUCUGCGCGGGCCUGGACUGCUGGUCCGUCUCCUCUCUCCCCUCGGAGAGGUCCUCUGCGCUGUCCGCCUGCGUGUACACCCCGAGGAGGGACAGGGACAGUGGUGACCGGGCGGCGUCAUCAGCCGGCCGGUGCUCCCAGCCCGCAGUCCCCGGCCAGGAGCUGAAGAGCCAGCGCACCCAGAUCCUCAAGAACAAGCUGGAAGAGGCGGUGACGUCCUCUGGGGACCAGAAGAUCGUGGCCCUGGUGCUGACCCGGCUCAAGAAGGCGCAGAGGAUGCGAGAGCUGCAGCAGCUGGCGGCGGCCGCCUGGGAGGAGCUCAAGCGCUCGGACCACAAGGUCCAGGUGACCCUGGAGAGGGAACGCAAGCUGCUGCUGCAGCAGAACCGGGCCCAGUGGCAACAGAACCGGGCCCUGUGGCAGCGGGAGAAAGAGCAGCGCAAGAGUCGCCUGAGCCGGGAGCAGCAGCGGGCCCGGAGGCAGGGGGACAGUCAAGCCAAGAACGCGGCCCAGCAGGAGACCCAGCGCCAGGCCAGGCAGGAGAGGGCCCGCACCCAGGCCACGCUCAGGAAGCAGGGCGAGGUGCAGCGCCUGCAGGAGCAAGAGGAGCUUGAGCAGGAGCAGCGGAAGCAGGACAUCCAGGAGCUGCAGGAGAGGCUGCUUCAGACCUGUCCCAAGAAGCAGCUGCGGGCCACCAUGGGCCAGAAGAAGGUGCGGGAGGCCCAGCUCAGCUCCCUAGUCAACUACCAGGCCCGCAAGAUGCUCAGGGACUGCCAGGCCAAGGCCGAGGAGCUCCUCAGGAAGCUGUCCCUGGAACAGAGUUCCCAGCGGUCCCAAGAGAUCCACAGGGGCCUGGUUAAGGAGCGUCACCGGGAGCUGAGGGACAAGGCCCGCAGGGAGGAGGCGCAGUACCAGCAGGUCCAGCUGCGCGCCGAGGAGCUGGAGCAGCAGCGGCAGGCGCGCAAGAGGCUGCUGGUGAAGCUGGCCGACCAGAAGAUCCAGGAGGCCCGGGGCGCCGCCCGCAGGAGCCUCAGCGACAAAGCCCAGCACCUCCGAGAGCUCAACGCCCUGCGGGAGAGGACCCAUCACAUCCUGAAGCUGAAAGCCGAGAAGGAAGAGAAGUGCCACAUCGAGGGCAUCAAGGAAGCCAUUCGCAAAAAGGAGCAGAGGCUCUCGCAGGAGAAAGGCGCCCCCUUCGAGGAGCUCCAGAAGGUUUCCAGGGCCUCGCGGAGAGAUGGGGAGAGCCCGUCGGUCAACAGCUGCUGCGCUCGGCUGGCGGGCGAGGCCCCGGGGCGCGCGGGUCAGCACCGGCCGGGCGACUGA